This is a messenger RNA of Emiliania huxleyi CCMP1516, 663 nucleotides long. RefSeq lists its product as hypothetical. The annotation marks the transcript as partial. Gene Ontology annotation, molecular function: protein binding. The record is from RefSeq and is a predicted model, not a curated record. The transcript has a single exon. NCBI's taxonomy places the organism in Eukaryota, Haptophyta, Isochrysidales, Noelaerhabdaceae.
AAUGCUUGCAAGCAGCUUCAGGAGAGCAGACACAUCGAGCGUGCGCUAUGCCUCGAGCUGGCUGUCGCUGGGUACGAGGUGGUGCUUGAGGUGUACACGAGGGAGGCGUACCCCGCCGACUGGGCGAUGACGCAGAUGAACCUCGGCACCGCGUACUACGACCGCAUCCGCGGCGAGAAGGCGGCCAACCUCGAGGCGGCGAUCGAGCACUCCGAGGCGGCGCUGGAGGUGUACACGAGGGAGGCGUAUCCCGAGGAGUGGGCGAUGACGCAGAACAACCUCGCCGCCGCGUACCGCAACCGCAUCCGCGGCGAGAAGGCGGCCAACGUCGAGGCGGCGAUCCAGCACUGCGAGGCGGCGCUGGAGGUGUACACGAGGGAGGCGUAUCCCGAGAAGUGGGCGACGACGCAGAUGAACCUCGCCACCGCGUACAGCGACCGCAUCCGCGGCGAGAAGGCGGCCAACGUCGAGGCGGCGAUCGAGCGCUACGAGGCGGCGCUGGAGGUGUGCACGAGGGCGGCGUAUCCCGAGGAAUGGGCGAUGACGCAGAUGAACCUCGCCACCGCGUACCGCAACCGCAUCCGCGGCGAGAAGGCGGCCAACGUCGAGGCGGCGAUCGAGCGCUACGAGGCGGCGCUGGAGGUGUACACGAGGGCGGCGUAC